Molecule: messenger RNA, 1248 nt
Organism: Solanum stenotomum
Lineage: Eukaryota; Viridiplantae; Streptophyta; Magnoliopsida; Solanales; Solanaceae
Exons: 2
Coding region: 1-1248 (415 amino acids)
Source: RefSeq, a predicted model, not a curated record
AUGGAUAUUCCUAUAAAUGAGGAAGCUUCACUACAUUCGAUAUCAACACAAGGUAGCCGCUACACAGAUGAUGACGGCACAGAUUUUUAUAAGGGUAAAAUUUUCAAGGACAAGCAAGAAUUAACUAAAUUGUUGAAGCUUGCUUCCGUGAAGAAAGAUCAAACAUUCAAAGCUGUGAAGAGUUCUAAAGAUGUGUAUUGUGCUAGAUGUGUAGAUCAGAAUUGUGAUUGGUGGUUGCGAGCUACAAAACUUAAAAGUUGUAAUAGAUUUGAAAUUACAAAGUAUCGCAACAUUCACUCAUGUAGGGCACAACACCUUACAAGUCAUCAUCCACAUGCCUCAACAGAUGUCAUUGCAGAAUACAUACAACCUAAUUACUUGAAUGGAAAAGGUCCCUCCACAAAAGACAUAAAAAAUAUAGUGCAAGCAGAUUUGGGCUGCAAGAUUAGUUACUGGAAGUGUUGGAAAAGCAGUGAGAUAGCAAAUGCUAUGAUAAGAGGGACACCGGAGCACGGAUAUGCAGUUCUAGAUGGUUAUCGUCAUAUGCUUAUGACUAUAAAUGAAGGAAGCAAGACAUCGUUAAAGCUUGAUGACAAUGGAAGGUUCAAAUAUUUUUUUGCAUCUUAUGGAGCUUGGAUUAGGGGGUUUGUGCAUAUGAGAAAAGUUUUAGCCGUUGAUGGAACAUUCUUAAGAGGUCGUUACGAUGGAGUUUUGUUGUCUGCUGUCGCACAGGAUACAGAAAAUCAUGUUUUUCCUGUUGCAUUUUGUGUAGUAGAUAAGGAAUGUAAUGCCGCAUAUGAGUACUUUUUUGAGAAAUUGUUGGACAUAGUCCCUGAUACUUCAGAGUUGUGCAUUAUUUCUGAUAGACAUCCAAGCAUAGAAAAAACACUAUCAAAAUUUUACUCUGAAGCAUACCAUGGAUGUUGCACGAGGCAUCUUGGUGAAAAUGCCCGUAAAAAUUUUCAUUGUGGAGCUUUUCUUGGACAUUAUUACCAUGCAACAAAAGCAUAUGAAGAGAUGUGUUCCAUGACCAUUUUGAACAAAUUCGAAUUAUCAAUGCGGAGAUAUGAUGUAUUGACCUCAAAUAUUGCUGAGUCUGUUAAUGCAAUGUUCAAUGAAGCAAGAGAAUUUCCCAUUAUUGCCUUGUUCAAUGAUAUAAGCAAGAGAUGGUCGGAAAAAUUUCAUGAGAGAAGAAUGGCAUACACCAAGUUAAAAACCACCUUCGUUCCUUCAGCUGAAAUAAAAUAA